AUGAUCACUUCUUCCAAGAUUGGCCGCUUGUUGGCUCUUCUUGUUGCGUUUUUAGCUCUUUCUCCAUGCUGGGCAUCACCUGCCCCUUCGCACAACCAUGAUCUAGUUUUGGCCCACUCCAAAGAUUCAGGAGGCAAAGGGAAAGACAAAAGAACUAGGCCAACAACUCCGGACAACAAACCUGGUGGGGGCGGUGGAAGCCCACCCAACGCACCAGGACGAGAAAAUACAGUUACCCGUUUCAGUCUCACCAAAACUUUGUCAAAAUGGCUUGAUUCAAAAAAGGAAAUAUUACCCUAUAUGGUGGAUCAGAAAGGGGGUAUUGAAGGUUGGGUUCAAGCUGAGUUUGCGGCUUACGUCAGGAAAGGCUUGGGAAGUCAAGACUCCACGACGAUUUCACGCGAAAUCGCCGUCUAUGCUGGGAGAGAACACGCAUUAAAGCAAGCUGAUUUCGUUUUCAUUCCCAAAUCUGGAAACGCAGACAGAGCACAAGGUCUUAUUGUCGAACUCAAGGUUCAGUCUUCUUCAAACAGCCCAAAUUCCUUUAAGGAGCUCGUCAACAAGGACCUUAAGAGAAUGGAAUUGGACAUGCAGUCAAAAUACGCCCAGUACGAUAGGGCAGUCGUUGCUAUUGCUUGGGACCCUGAGAUCCUAAAGACAAUGGACAAAUUCAAGCUUCCGAAAAUUCAUAGUGUGCCACUGGAAGAUGCAUCUGAGACUACUGUCACAAUCUACGCCAGUGAAGAAGGCAAAAAAGAGCCUGCUGAAGAUAAUCCCCCACCUCCUCCAUUUGGCCCAGGCGGAGGUGGAGGUGGAGGAGGCGGAUCAGAUGGGGAAGGCGGAGGGGAAUCAGGCGGGGAAGAAGGCAGUGGAUCUCGAGGCGAUCUUCCUUUACGUCCGAAGACUCCACCAAAAGAUCCAAAGGGAAAGGGAAAGGGAGCGGAAACCGAAAAAGAAAAGGAAGCGGAAAAGGAGGUGGAAAAGGAAACGGGAAAGGAAACGGAAAAGAAGACGGAAAAGGAAGCGGAAACUGGAACUGGAUCGGGAAAUCCAAAAGGAAAGAAGAAAAAGGGAAAGAAGGGAAAAGGAAGGGGAAAGGCAAUAGGCUCAAGUUGA
This is a messenger RNA of Glarea lozoyensis ATCC 20868, 1116 nucleotides long. RefSeq lists its product as uncharacterized. The record is from RefSeq and is a predicted model, not a curated record. NCBI's taxonomy places the organism in Eukaryota, Fungi, Ascomycota, Leotiomycetes, Helotiales, Helotiaceae. Bases 1 to 1116 code for a protein of 371 amino acids. The transcript has a single exon.